GAGAAACUUUAUGUGUUUGGGUUUGGUUUAGCUUUUGUAGUCUCUCCUUCGUUCAGGAGAAGCAGGUAGAAAGAAAAGAAAAUAAGGUGUGUGUGUGUGUGUCUGAACAAGGACGACCCCACACACACCUUUCUAUCGUUUUUUUUCUUCUUUCCAAAUCUUCUCCUAACUCCUAUUUUUUCGAUCAUCUUUCGUACGCACAAUUAAUUUAAAUUUCAUCAAUCUUUUACUUUUCUUCAAAAUUAAAUUUGACUUUUUAAUCGCGUGCACUUCUACUUUCUUCCUCUCCUUUUCUUUCUUUUCUUCAAAACAAAUGUUUUUUUUUUUACUCUUCAAUAAUUGGGGAUUCUUCCUUAUGCAAAUGUCAAUGAUCUAAUAUCCUUGCUUUCUUACUCGUUUUUGAAUUAUUCUUCUUCAAUUGCAUCACACACUUCACACGUGUGACUAUAGAACCAAACAAUUAACCUUUUAUUUUUUAUUUUUUAUUAUUAUCACAAUUCUCUCUUCAAAUUGGGUUUUUUUUUGCUGCUUCUGCAAUUUUUUUAAGAGGAAGGGACUAUUAUUGCAUAUGUACUUGGAAUUUUUACGAACAUAUAGCUAUUUGAUUUAUGGGUUGGCUUAGCAGAAUUUUUAAAGGCUCAGACCAUAAGGUUUCUGAAGGGCAUUACUAUAGAGAUGAUACAAGUUAUUACUUGCCAUCGACUUCAGGGGAUGUUUGGACUGAGAACGAGAAUGAAGAUAUAGAUCAUGCUAUUGCAUUGUCUCUUGUAGAAGAAAAUCAGAAAGCGAAGAAUGUAAAGGACCACAGAGCACAAUUAGAAGAAGAUGAACAACUUGCCAGAGCUAUAGAAGAAAGCCUAUAUUUGGAGUCACCUCCAAAAUACGGAAAUGAUAAUAUGUAUCAACCAAUUCAACCGAUUCAACCAAUUCAGCCGAUUCAACCGAUUCAACCAAUUCAGUACUUCCCGAUGGGUUACAGGAUAUGUGCUGGCUGCAAUACUGAGAUUGGUUAUGGACGAUACCUAAAUUGCUUGAGUGCAUUCUGGCAUCCCGAAUGUUUCCGCUGCCGUGCUUGCAACCUACCAAUCUCUGAUUAUGAGUUUUCCACGUCUGGAAAUUACCCUUACCAUAAAACAUGCUAUAAGGAAAGCUACCAUCCGAAAUGUGAUGUCUGCAAGCACUUUAUUCCAACCAACCCUGCUGGUCUUAUUGAAUAUAGGGCACAUCCAUUUUGGAACCAGCAUUAUUGCCCUUCUCAUGAACAUGAUAAUACUCCUCGCUGUUGUAGCUGUGAGAGAAUGGAGCCACAUGGGACAGGAUAUAUUGCCCAUAAGGAUGGAAGGAAGCUCUGCUUAGAGUGUCUCGAUUCUGCUAUUAUGGAUACUUAUGAAUGCCAGCCCCUUAAUGCUGAUAUACAAAAGUUCUAUGAAAGCCUAAAUAUGAAACUGGAUCAGCAAGUUCCACUAUUGUUGGUUGAAAGACAAGCACUGAACGAAGCAAGGGAGGGAGAGAAGAAUGGCCACUAUCACAUGCCUGAGACCAGAGGACUCUGCCUCUCAGAGGAACUCAGCACUAUAUCGAGACGACCUAGACUUGGGACAGGAAAUAGAACGAUAGACAGGACAACACAGCCAUACAAACUGACCGCGCGCUGUGAUGUGACAGCAAUUCUCAUUCUAUACGGUCUUCCAAGGUUGCUUACCGGAUCGAUUCUAGCACAUGAGAUGAUGCAUGCAUGGCUGCGGCUAACAGGUUUUCGGACUCUAAGUCCAGAGGUUGAAGAAGGUAUCUGUCAGGUUUUGGCUCAUAUGUGGUUGGAGUCUGAGCUUUCUUCUGCAUCAGGCAGCAAUUUUGUAUCAGCCUCAUCGUCAUCUGCAUCAUAUACAUCUAAGAAAGGUAAAAGGCCACCUUUUGAGAGGAAGCUCGGGGAGUUUUUCAAGCACCAGAUUGAAUCAGACAUUUCCCCGGUUUAUGGAGAUGGAUUUAGGGCAGGUCAAAAAGCGGUUCGCAAGUAUGGCCUACAGCGGACCCUUCACCAUAUCAAGAUGACGGGGAGUUUCCCAUAUGAAGCAUAGAUAUCUCCCAUUUUAAUUGAUUGUUUCUCAUUCUUUUUAGAGAUAAAGCCUGGCUUGUUGUUAUUAGAAACGGAGGCUAAGGUACUUAGGCAUUAGCUUUGAUGCAGUGCUGAUUUUUUUUGUACUUGUAAUUAAUUGAUACCUUCGCUCAUGUAUUGAUUACAUUCAUAUGAUUCUUUAAAUCUAUUUCAAUCACACGGGUUAUAUUUAUAAUUGUA
Molecule: messenger RNA, 2293 nt
Organism: Cicer arietinum (chickpea)
Lineage: Eukaryota; Viridiplantae; Streptophyta; Magnoliopsida; Fabales; Fabaceae
Product: protein DA1
Molecular function (GO): ubiquitin binding
Source: RefSeq, a predicted model, not a curated record